Molecule: messenger RNA, 444 nt
Organism: Staurois parvus
Lineage: Eukaryota; Metazoa; Chordata; Amphibia; Anura; Ranidae
Source: the annotation of a GenBank genome assembly
AUGUUAAUUAAUUCUCAGCAGGUAAAAAAAAAAAGUAAACCGCAGAAGGAGAUUAAAGAAGGCACAGACUACGAAUACGGCACUCUGAACUUCCAGGUGACCGGCUACAACAUGUACUACGUAGAAAAAUUUGUCCGGUAUAUUCAUAAAUUCUUUAACCAGAUGUCCAUCGCUGUGGAGGAGAGCUAUGCCCUGCAGACCAGGAGCAAGGAGAUUCUGGUGCAGCAGGAUGCGAAGAGCAAGAUGACCGUGGAUUACAUACUCACCACCCACGAGCGAGUCAUCCAGGUAAGUGGCCUCAAAGCUACCCUGGCCCCUAUUAUCCUGGAGGUCAUGAUGAUGAAUCAGCCAGAAGGGGUCCAACUUCAAGUCAUUAAAGUAAGAGAACUGUUCUCAGAUAUUAACCCCUUCAAGCCUAAGGGUAAAACAAAUCUUCAUGCCUAA